Drosophila takahashii is the source of this 1031-nucleotide messenger RNA. RefSeq lists its product as uncharacterized. The record is from RefSeq and is a predicted model, not a curated record. Lineage: Eukaryota; Metazoa; Arthropoda; Insecta; Diptera; Drosophilidae.
CAUUGCUUUGUACACACUGAUUGGGCAGUGUUUUUAUUUUUAUUUUGUUUGAACAAGCCAAUAUAGCUUAAUAAUACUUUAAUGCAGCCAUUUAUUGUCAUACGCAACUACACGAAAGAUGACGAGCUCAAGUGCCAGGAGCUGGUGCGCGACUACAUCAUGUCGUUCUCGAACAAGUCCUUUUUCGUCUAUUGCUUUCGAGAGAUCACGCUGCAGUUCAUAGUCAUCACCUGGGCCAUAUUCUUCAUAUUCCUGGGAGUGCCCCUGCUCUUCUGCGCCCUCACUGUGCCUGCCUGCAUUUUCUGCCUAUUCACCGGCACAUACUUUUCGUUUUACUCCAAGGCAGUGGAGCUGAUGAGGACCAAGCCCUCGCAAUCCCUGGUGGCCGAGUGCUAUGAACCCUUCAUCUUCCGCUGCUCCCCCAAGGAGGCCAGCUAUCAGAUCUUCAUCGAGAACUGUCCCUAUGAGGAGGUAUAUAGGAGGAAAUUCCGUCGCAGGAUUGUGGCCGCCAUUAGUGUGAAGAACCACCAUGCCGUCUACAAUGCGGCCUGGAUCUAUCGCUUUGCCAUCGAUCCCAACUAUCCCUACCAGACGAUCAUGGAGCCCAUGGUAAAGCUGGUGGUCAAGAACUGCAUUGCCGGCGGCUACGCCUCGCUGGAGUGCACCAUGUCCGAGUGGCAGGAAAGUGAGCGUGACUUCUACGACGACUUUGGCUUCGUCACGCGGCAGAUUUACCACAAAAAGAUCAUCGGCAGCAGUCUGGCGGUGAUGAAGACCCAACUGACCUACGGUUUGCGUACCGAAGAGGCUCUGCACAAGCAAAACUAAUGCAAUAUCAUUGGUGCAAUAUAGAUAAUCUCCAAGUUCUGUGAAAUCUAGUUCAAUAUUUACGUAUUUAUUCUGUGAACUUUACAUUCCAGUCACAUAUUGCGUCCCGAACUCAAAACACACCGAAUUAAGCCCUAGAUGGUUCUUUCUUGGCGAUUCGACAAAGUUAAGAUAAUAACAUUCCAUAGAAAUUCCUUUUAAAA